Bactrocera tryoni is the source of this 619-nucleotide messenger RNA. RefSeq lists its product as uncharacterized. Bases 103 to 480 code for a protein of 125 amino acids. The transcript has 2 exons. NCBI's taxonomy places the organism in Eukaryota, Metazoa, Arthropoda, Insecta, Diptera, Tephritidae. The record is from RefSeq and is a predicted model, not a curated record.
UGUAUUUCUAAAUGAGAACUAGUUUGUUUACUAACAUUUUAAAUUUUUUAAUAAUAUAAGCUCAACUCUUCAAUUAUUGUAUACAAUACUGGUUUCAUACAAAUGACAGCCGCAGAUAUUAAUCCCCCAGAGAGUUACAACCCGAAUGGGGAAGAGUACGAAAUACCAGGGCCAGAAGAGCUGGAGAACUUAUACAUGAUGAUAGAAAAGGGAACAAUCCCGGAACUACAAUGGCAAUUUCCUGGACGGCAACAAAUUAACACAGAAACCGUAGCUCCCAAAGUUGAACCCACAGCAUCAGCAAAUACUGAAGAAGAGCCAGCAGCUAAAACUGACUUUGACUUUAGCGACGAUGUUACCCAACCACAAAUGAGAGUGAGAAAUCAAAAUUCUACUCCAAAGUCUACGAAAAAGAAAAUUGCAAACUUCGCCGGUGUUAUGGAAGUGCUUAAAAAGAAAAACGCAGAAGGAUCAUCCUAAUAAAAUGAAUGCCUCACAAAUAUAUAGUUUGAAUUACUAAUUACCCAUCCUUUUAUAGUGUAAAAAUGUUCACCAUAUUUUAAUUUAAUAAUAAUUUUCUAAAUGAAAGCUAAUAAAACUGACUAUUGAUAAACAGAAA